Molecule: messenger RNA, 2716 nt
Organism: Verruconis gallopava
Lineage: Eukaryota; Fungi; Ascomycota; Dothideomycetes; Venturiales; Sympoventuriaceae
Exons: 5
Coding region: 113-2476 (787 amino acids)
Biological process (GO): double-strand break repair via homologous recombination; mitotic G2 DNA damage checkpoint signaling
Cellular component (GO): Mre11 complex
Molecular function (GO): protein binding; damaged DNA binding
Source: RefSeq, a predicted model, not a curated record
AUUCAAUCAUCUUGCCGCUCAAUCAGGAGGAAACCGGGUUGAAGCUGAAUGUGAACUUGAAUCUUCACCCUCUUGAUUCUCGCAAUGGGCGUGCACCAUCUUGCAUCUCACAAUGUGGAUUCUCGAAUGCGACGGUCCGCUCUUUCAUAACAAAAGGUUAUGGCUGCGGCCGGGCACGUCGCAUCUCUUCGGCCGGACAAAGCAGGCGCCCUUGCGAAACACCGAGUCAUACGUCCUCGAUGCAAAGUCGGUCUCUAAAAAGCAUCUGAAACUGUCUAUUGCUGCUGUCAAGGCCGGUUCUGGCUCACAGCUGCACACCCGUACCGAGGCCAUUAUUGAGGACUUCUCCAAACUAGGCACAAUCAUCGACGGUGAGAAGAUUUGCCAGACAACAAAAGUGCUGAAAGGCACCGAGCAUGUCAUUCGGGUCGCCAAAUACGAGUACGCCUUGAGGCUGAAAUGGCACCCUGUCGUCUUCAGCGUCGCCAAUUUGACCAAGGCUGAAAAGUCAGCUGCCGAUCCUCUCUCGUGGUUCCGCUCACGGCUCGAACCGCUCGACAUCAAAUUUGUAAACGAAUACAUUGCAGGCCAAACAACCCAUGUGGUAGCUCCAAAGAGAAACAUUCCUGCUGUACUGCAGGGCCUUAUACACGCUAGGCAUGUCGUCACGAGGGACUUCGUCGACGCUGUGGUUCGCGCUGCAACGGAAGAGCCAGCAGCAGAUGGUGUGAGUGAGCCUAGAGCACCCCUCGAGAAAGAUUUCGACGGCGCCUGGCCAAAUGCUAUGAACUAUGUCCCUCCAGUGGCGGGGGAGCCUGUCAAGCGUGAUGCCAGCUUCCUGACCCCGAAUCACGGGCGAACGAACAUAUUCCACGGAUUUACCUUCGUAUUCUGCAUGAAGUCCCAAUUUGAGCAGCUACAGCCUGUCAUUGAAGCAGGAGGGGGAAAGGCCAUUCUAUAUGAGAGUUUUGAAGAGGGGAGAAUGAAUCCCCAUGAAUUUGUAACUUUCGUGAAGAGCGUAGCAGGCGACAAAUCUCCGGGCGAAAUUUCACAUUCCGGCGAAGGAAAAGGCGUUGUGGUCGUUCGCAUAACCACCAAAAAUGCCGAAUGGGAUGCUGAAUUCGUGCAAGAGUCGGAUCGCCAGCUCAACCAACGCUCCAUCGAGCAGAAGGAGUUACUAGAUCCUAUUUUGACUUUAGACACGUCUGGACUUCGCAGGCGACUUAUGGAGGAGAUCGAUCUGACAUCUACAGCUUUAUCGACAGCCCCUGAGUCCGAACAGAGAGCAGCUUCUAAAAGCGAUCUAAUUUCUGGAAUUACAAGCGGCCGUGCGGUAAGAGUUGAGCCUCAAACACAGGCCAAGCGAAUACUCAGGAUACCAGUCACGCAAAGUCGAUUUCGAGGUUUUGAUGACUUCGAUGAUGAGUCCGAGCUUAACCUCGCGCCUGGGACUGCAACGAAAUCCAUGCCACUUAACGACAUUACUGUCACAGAAGAGACUGUAGGUCAACCUUCAAGUGCUCCAGCGCAAGUUACCCGUCGAAAUGCAGAGACGAAUUCACGUAAAAGGCCGACUCCAGAACCAGAUAGUGUUGAAAUGAUGGCUUCCAUCUUACCCGCUGCAGCAGCAAUGAAACGGCGUCGCAUCAACCAACCGGAAAGAACAUCUGAAGAUCAUGCCGAAAAGGAUACCAAGCCCAUACGUCCUAGAAAGGAGCAAGAGUUUGACGUUCUUGAUGAAAUAAAAAGGAGACGGGAUGAGGAAGAGCGACUAGCUCGUGAAGAUUCUGAGCAAUUAAAAGAAGCUAUCGAAGGUAUGGACAUCCAAGGACCUGCCAAUCUCGUGCAGAUAGAGGAGAUGGAGGUUACUUGCUCACACUCUGCGUCUCUUUCACGCUUGAGCCGUGCUUCCAGCGAGCGAUGGGACGAGCGAUGGAAUGGACUUCCUAACUUCAAACGCUUCCGACGAAAGGGCGAAGAGCGUCCUGUGAGGCGGGAGAGAGUGAUCGUUCCCGUGGAAGAGACACGCAAGAAAGACUUUGGCAUUGGGGAUGACUAUUGGCUUGAGCCUUCUUCAAGGCAGAAAGAUCAAACCCCGCGUGAGUCCCAAGUACAGAGCCAGACCCUGCGUAAUCAACGUGGCGAAGAUGAUUCCAAGGAAGAAGAUGAAUUGCGGUUCCACAGGCUCGUGAAAAGCAAGACAACACAGGAAAGUGCAAUCACAGAACCAGAUGUAGUCGAGAUCAUAAAGGAAAGCGGGAACACGGCCCUAAGUGCGAGUCUGCCAUCCACAGCUCAUAGCACAAGCGGUGCUACUUCUCUGGCAGCUAGUCUAAGAAAGAGACCUGCGCCUGAACCGGCUAAUGCACCGCCUGCGAGAAAGAAAACGAAGCCAGCUUGGGCAAGAGACGAGAGCGAGGAGGAUGAAGAUGAACUCGCGUUCCCGAGGGCGAGAAGAGGGGCGCGAAAGAGGUGAGGCUGAUUUGCCUCACGAUAGAAAUGUUCAUCAUCUAUACUCAGACGUGAUUAGGUUUGUGUGAAAGCGCCUCUGGUUCCAUGUGCAGUUUCACUUUCAGCGUCCGAAAACGUUGUUCAUUCGACGAGCGCUCUUUGAGCGUCUCCGUAAACCAAGCCAGCAUUUCCCUGUACCCAGCAUCAUUUCAUGAAGCAAAAUUCCAACAUUUGAUAACGAAACCCCAUAACCUCUACAUUACUU